AGACGAGUGAGCGUAAAACGGUCAAUUUGCUCCUACGGUUCUCCGUAGCUGUCUGAGAAUAUAAGAGGCAGUGUUCAGAGACCCUCUGUAGACCGUAGAUUUUCCCUCUUCCUCUGUGGUGUUCUUUCUUUUUCAUCUCUCUAUCUCUCUUAUCGUCCUAAGGAUAUCUGAAUUGUGUCGGUUUUGAUUUCAAAAUGGCUACUUCAUAUAAGCCUAAGAACAUUCUCAUUACUGGAGCUGCUGGAUUCAUUGCUUCCCAUGUUGCCAACAGGCUCAUCCGUAGCUAUCCAGAUUACAAGAUCGUUGUCUUGGACAAGCUUGACUACUGUUCAGAUCUCAAGAAUCUCAACCCUUCCAAUUCUUCUCCCAACUUCAAGUUUGUCAAAGGAGAUAUCGCUAGUGAUGACCUCGUUAGCUACCUUCUCAUCACCGAAAACAUCGAUACCAUCAUGCACUUUGCUGCUCAAACCCAUGUUGACAACUCUUUUGGUAAUAGCUUUGAGUUUACCAAGAACAAUAUUUAUGGUACUCAUGUUCUUCUUGAAGCCUGCAAAGUAACAGGACAGAUCAAGAGGUUUAUCCAUGUGAGUACCGAUGAAGUCUAUGGAGAAACAGAUGAGGAUGCUGCUGUUGGAAACCAUGAAGCUUCUCAGCUUUUACCGACAAACCCUUACUCAGCUACUAAGGCUGGUGCUGAGAUGCUUGUCAUGGCUUAUGGUAGAUCAUAUGGAUUGCCUGUUAUUACUACUCGUGGGAACAAUGUUUAUGGGCCUAACCAGUUUCCUGAGAAAAUGAUUCCUAAGUUCAUGUUGUUGGCUAUGAGUGGGAAGCCGCUUCCGAUCCAUGGAGAUGGAUCUAACGUGAGGAGUUACUUGUACUGUGAAGACGUCGCCGAGGCCUUUGAGGUUGUUCUUCACAAAGGAGAAGUUGGUCACGUCUACAACAUCGGAACAAAGAGAGAAAGAAGAGUGAUUGAUGUGGCGAGAGACAUCUGCAAACUUCUCGGGAAAGAUCCUGAAUCAAGCAUUCAGUUUGUGGAGAAUCGACCUUUUAAUGAUCAAAGGUACUUCCUCGAUGAUCAGAAGCUGAAGAAUCUUGGUUGGUCGGAGCGAACCGGGUGGGAAGAUGGUUUGAAAAAGACAAUGGAAUGGUACACUAAGAAUCCUGAGUGGUGGGGUGAUGUUUCUGGAGCUUUGCUUCCUCAUCCGAGGAUGCUUAUGAUGCCUGGUGGAAGAGUUUCUGACGAGAAGAAAGACACCUCGAGCAACACCGUCCAGACAUUCACGGUUGUAACACCUAACAACAAGACUGUUGGUUCUAAUGACAAAGCCUCGUUGAAGUUCUUGAUCUAUGGUAAGACUGGGUGGAUCGGUGGUCUUCUAGGGAAGCUAUGUGAGAAGCAAGGGAUUACAUAUGAGUAUGGGAAAGGACGUUUGGAGGACAGAGCUUCUCUCGUCGCCGAUAUUCGUAGGAUCAAGCCGACACAUGUGUUUAGUGCUGCUGGUUUAACUGGGAGACCCAAUGUUGACUGGUGUGAAUCUCACAAACCAGAGACCAUUCGUGUCAAUGUCGCUGGUACUUUGACUCUUGCAGAUGUUUGCAGAGAGAAUGGUCUCUUGAUGAUGAAUUUCGCCACCGGUUGCAUAUUUGAGUACGAUGCUGCACAUCCCGAGGGUUCUGGUAUUGGCUUCAAGGAGGAAGACAAGCCGAACUUCACCGGUUCUUUCUACUCCAAAACCAAAGCCAUGGUUGAGGAACUCUUGAGAGAGUUUGACAAUGUAUGUACUUUGAGAGUUCGGAUGCCAAUCUCAUCAGACCUAAACAACCCGAGAAACUUCAUCACCAAGAUAUCACGCUACAACAAAGUGGUGAACAUCCCGAACAGCAUGACCAUACUGGACGAGCUUCUUCCAAUCUCCAUCGAGAUGGCCAAAAGAAACCUAAGAGGGAUAUGGAACUUUACUAACCCAGGGGUGGUGAGUCAUAACGAGAUACUAGAGAUGUACAAGAGUUACAUCGAGCCAGGAUUUAAGUGGUCCAACUUCACAGUGGAGGAACAAGCAAAAGUCAUUGUUGCUCCUCGAAGCAACAAUGAAAUGGAUGGUGCUAAACUAAGCAAGGAGUUCCCAGAGAUGCUACCUAUUAAAGAGGCACUCAUCAAAUACGUCUUUGGACCAAACAAGAGAACAUAAGCCUCGAUGAACAAUACACUAUUUGCCAUAAGUGCUGCAGACCUAUAACUGUUUUUUUUAUUGCCUUUUCUUUUUACAAAAAUGUUUUUUUAUACUUGAUCGUCAUCUUACAUCCUUGUAAGUAGUUUCACUAUGUUGAUUCUACUAAAAUAUAUGAUUUAUCACUAUUAUUAUUUAUAGAGACGAGAGUUUUUCCU
Raphanus sativus (radish) is the source of this 2389-nucleotide messenger RNA. RefSeq names its product trifunctional UDP-glucose 4,6-dehydratase/UDP-4-keto-6-deoxy-D-glucose 3,5-epimerase/UDP-4-keto-L-rhamnose-reductase RHM2. The record is from RefSeq and is a predicted model, not a curated record. Gene Ontology annotation, molecular function: UDP-glucose 4,6-dehydratase activity; UDP-L-rhamnose synthase activity; dTDP-glucose 4,6-dehydratase activity. The transcript is spliced from 3 exons. Lineage: Eukaryota; Viridiplantae; Streptophyta; Magnoliopsida; Brassicales; Brassicaceae. Bases 195 to 2192 code for a protein of 665 amino acids. Gene Ontology annotation, biological process: UDP-rhamnose biosynthetic process; flavonol biosynthetic process; auxin export across the plasma membrane.